Rhizopus microsporus ATCC 52813 is the source of this 2190-nucleotide messenger RNA. RefSeq names its product asparaginase-domain-containing protein. Bases 57 to 2090 code for a protein of 677 amino acids. Gene Ontology annotation, molecular function: asparaginase activity; protein binding. Lineage: Eukaryota; Fungi; Mucoromycota; Mucoromycetes; Mucorales; Rhizopodaceae. The transcript is spliced from 3 exons. The record is from RefSeq and is a predicted model, not a curated record.
CCCCAGAACAUGGCUACAUUCCUGUAAGUUGUCAUUUGUAGAUCUAUGUUGAUCUAAUGUCAAGCUUUUUCUUUAAAAAAAAGCUUCCCAAUUAUUUAGCCGAAUCAUUGUCCAAAGUAAAACGUUUUCAUGACCCUCAGGAUAGCCCCACUCUAAGUGGAUUGACAAGAAGUUCAUCAACCGAUAGUUUAGACAGUGUGUCAGCAUCCUUCAGUAACUUCAAAGUCAAAGAGUUUGGACAAGUCACCAAUACGGUCAAAGCCAUUGAACGCAAAGGACCAGAGGCAGGACAGGUCAAGACGUUUCAAUUACCUAGUCUGAUCACGCCUGUCAGUUUGUUUGGGAAGAGAAUCAGAUAUUCUAUUUUAGAGUACACACCUCUUUUAGAUUCGUGUGACAUUACGAUGUCAGAUUGGGUCCGUAUUGCGGGCGAUAUUGAAGCCAACUACCAGCUUUAUGAUGCCUUUAUUGUACUUCAUGGCACAGACACAAUGGCUUAUACCGCCAGUGCACUAAGCUUCAUGCUGGAAGAACUGGGAAAAACAGUCAUUAUUACGGGUUCACAGGUUCCGCUGACGGAGGUUAGAAAUGAUGCUGUAGAGAACUUGCUAAGUGCCUUAACAAUUGCUGGUCAUUUUGUUAUUCCUGAAGUAUCACUUUACUUUGGAAAGAAGUUGUAUAGAGGAAAUAGAACAAGUAAAAUAAGUGCUGUUGAUUUUGAAGCGUUUGAUUCACCUAAUUUACCUUCACUCGUGGACGUUGGUAUUAAUAUUGGUAAGUUACAACAUGUUUUGCAAUGUCUUUUUUGCUCAUUUUUAUUAGAUGUAAACUGGCCACUUGUUCUGCGUCCAACACAAAUUGCUAAAUUUCAUGUCAAUACUCAUUUAAACCCUAAUGUCGGCUCUUUACGUUUAUUCCCUGGUAUCAGCAGCUCAACCAUCAAAACAUUUUUAGCUCCACCUAUUCAAGGCAUUGUCUUGGAAACGUUUGGAGCAGGUAAUGCGCCCUGUCGCGCUGAUUUAUUAAGCGCAUUGAAAGAGGCCAGCGAUCGAGGUGUCGUGAUUGUCAACUGCACACAAUGCCGCAAGGGUCUCGUGACUGAUGCAUAUGCCACAGGAAAGCAAUUGGCUGCAGUGGGUGUCGUACCUGGUGCUGAUAUGACACCAGAAUGUGCGCUGACGAAACUUGCUUAUCUCCUUGGCAAAUCUCCUGAUAAUCCAGACUAUGUUCGAAAGAUGAUGACCAGAAACCUCCGAGGAGAACUGACGGUACGUACGCCUUAUCAACGGUUUACUGCAUCUAUGGGUCGAACAAGCAUGUUGUUGAAUAUCUUUAUGAAAUAUGCUGCACAUAGUAAGGUAGCAGCACGAAAGGGGUUAGAGAGCGGCAAUCACAUGGUAAACGACCAAGACUUGACCAUGUCGGUUGAGGAGGAAAUAUUGGCCCAGAAAGCGCUUAACCCUGUGUUACUCUGUUCAGCGGUCAGUGCAAAUGACCUGGAUGGUCUCAAAUUGUUAGUGGAAGGAAUGGAAGAAGUAGUGAAUUUGAACUGUGUUGAUUACGAUGGUAGAGUACCCCUUCAUGUAGCUUGUCGUGGGGGAUACUACAAGAUUGUAGAGUAUCUUUUAUUACAUGGUGCAUCUAUCCAUGUUCGUGAUCGGUCGGGUCACACACCGCUAUUUGAUGCAGUAGUCGAGAGACAUGCGGAUGUAGUAAACAUUUUGAGAGAGGCUGGUGCUCAUUUAGCAGAGAGUGAGAUUAAUGAUAUGGGCCCCUAUUGGUUUAAAGCAAUCAAGACAAAUAACCUUAGAUGGGUUCAGAUAGCACUCGAUGCUGGCUUUGAUGUUAAUUGGUGUGACCCUAUUGAAGGAAGACACGGAUUAGAUAUCGCAAUAUGUCAAGGAAGACUGACUAUGUUCAAGACACUCAUCAACCAUCCCAAUAUUGAUCUCAAUUCUGUAGAUAAAUGGGGAAUGUCUACUUUGGAUAAAGUACAGAUGCUCAAGGAUAAAGCACCAUCGAACUUGGAAUCUUUAAAGAAAUCUGAAGCCUUGGAAGAAAUGGAAAUGAUGAUUAAAAACAGAAAAUAAACAUGUUACCAUGACCACUCUUGACUUCUUGAUAACUGUGCUGGUCUGGAACUCAAAUCAAAGUUAGCCUUGAUGUAGUCUAGGAGAAUGGUGCUAAAUU